AGGUUGAACCAGCUUCGUAGUACAGGCCUCUGGUGUCAGUGUCACUAGAUUCAAUGAGACCUGAGACAGCAGGGAAGUUGAGGGGGAUGCAGCUGCGCUUCAGUGGUGCGCACUGGGACUGAGGAGGAGGCGGUCACUGAAUGAUGUGCUCCCUGGUCGACGAUAUUCCUGUCAGAUGGAUGUUGAAAACAACAGGUGCAGCGGUUAACACAGACUGACGUCAUGAAUAAGAUGAACCGGCCACUUUCACUUGAUGUCAUCCAGUUUCAAUCACGACAAACACACAUACGCGUUGUCUUGACUAAACUGCAACGUUUAUAUUCCGUGUAGUUGAAACAACUGGCAGCACGCGUUUCCGCUGGUGAGGGCUAGUUUACGAGGAGCACGUGAAGGCAGCACCCAGUCGGGUGUCAAGGAGAGUGGGCGGUCCUUCACCGCAUGACCCACGCGCACAUCCCAUCGAGUAUCCCAGUGAUGUGCUGUCUCGAUGCAGAGGGUCCUUUCAGCGCAGAGGACAAUCCGAGCUCAGGCCGUCAGACCGCUGAACCCACGCGGUGUUCAUAUGAAGACGGUUACAACACUUCUGAAGCCUGACGUCACUGGAGGCUCGAGUUUACCGGUGAUUGGAAGUGGGAACAGAGAACUUCGGGGUGUCAGCUAGCAGCAACAGCUUCAACUCAGGGGACGCUCUCGCUGAGUCUUCCUAUUGGUGAAGUACUCUCUGUGUUGUCGUGAUCACUCCCCUGGCCCCCCGCAUCCACUGUCAUCAUGGGAGGGGUAGUCCAAAUGCACUUCACCACAGUGGACUACGUCAUCUUUGCCCUACUUUUAGUAGCCUCAACUGGCAUCGGACUCUUCCAUGCCUUCUCCGGUGGACGCCAACGCACAACACAGGAGUUCCUGAUGGCUGAUCGCUCCAUGAGCUGCCUGCCUGUGUCUUUGUCCCUGCUGGCCACUUUCCAGUCGGCUGUGGCAAUCCUUGGUGCUCCAUCUGAGGUGUACACCUUUGGGACUCAGUACUGGUUCCUGGGCUGCUCCUACUUCUUAGGCCUGCUCAUCCCGGCUCAUGUUUUCAUACCAGUUUUCUAUAGACUUCGUCUGUCCAGCGCUUAUGAGUAUCUGGAGCUGCGCUUUAACAAGACGGUUCGCAUAUGUGGGACUGUGACCUUCAUCUUUCAGAUGGUCAUUUAUAUGGGGGUUGUGCUGUAUGCCCCGGCAUUGGCACUCAAUGCAGUGACAGGCAUUGACCUAUGGGGGGCAGUGCUGGCCAUGGGCUUGGUGUGCACUCUUUAUACUGCUCUGGGCGGUCUGAAGGCAGUAAUCUGGACCGAUGUGUUCCAGACAGUGGUCAUGUUUGCAGGCCAGCUGGCGGUCAUCGUUGUGGGGGCCAAUCAGGCGGGGGGCAUAGCAGAGGUGUGGAGGAAAGCGACCAAUGGCAGUCGCAUUGCUGGACUGGACCUGAACCCCGACCCUUUGGAGCGCCAUACCUUCUGGACACUAGGUGUGGGAGGAGUCUUCCUGAUGUUGGCUCUAUACGGGGUCAACCAGGCCCAGGUCCAGAGGUACCUCAGUUCUCGUACAGAAAAAGAGGCCAUUAUGUCCUGCUACAUAGUUUUCCCAUGCCAGCAGAUUGUCUUAUGUUUAGGUUGUAUGAUGGGCCUGGUCAUGUUUGCUCGGUAUGGAGAGGACAGCCCCCUGGACAAGGGCUUUGUCAAAUCUAAUGACCAGAUGGUCCUGUACUUUGUGAUGGACGUGUUCAAGGAUCUGCCCGGGCUUGCAGGACUGUUUGUAGCCUGUCUCUUCAGUGGAGCUCUCAGUACUAUAUCAUCAGCCUUUAACUCCCUAGCGACAGUAACCAUGGAGGACCUGAUUAAACCUCAUUUUCCAAACAUGACUGAAGCCAAAGCUACGCUGCUGUCCAAGGGACUCGCUUUGGUAUAUGGCCUGGUGUGUCUGGCCAUGGCCUACGUCGCCUCUAUUAUGGGAUCUGUUCUGCAGGCAGCCUUCAGCAUCUUUGGGAUGAUUGGUGGUCCUCUGCUUGGCGUCUUCUGCCUUGGAUUGUUUUUUCCGUGGGCAAACUCUACUGGUGCACUGGUCGGGUUGGUAGCAGGCCUUGCCAUGGCCUUCUGGAUCGGCAUUGGCAGCUUUUUGCUGCGCAUGUCUGAGGCCAACGCAAUGGGAGCCCUCAACACCACAAAUCUGCCCCUGUUUGACAACAUGACCACCGCUGUCAUGACCACACUGGUCAGCGCCACCACAGCCAAGCUGAGGCCGACAGGUGUGGAGGCACUCUACUCGCUAUCCUACAUGUGGUAUAGUGCCCACAACUCCACCGUGGUGGUGGUAGUGGGACUUUUGGUCAGCUUGCUAACAGGCCCUAUGAAGGAGAAGGAUCUGAUGCCUGGCACAGUGUUUCCAGUGAUGGGCACACUGCUCUUCUUCCUGCCUGAACGCUACAGAGAAAAGCUUUGCUGUGUAACUCCUCUGCCCAAUCCACAUAAGGCCAAAGAAACAAAGACCUUGCCUUAUCAGAGGGCCAAGAAAGAUGGCAACAAAGCAGCUCAAUGCAAAGAGGAUACAGUGACAGAGGACAAAGAGACGGAGAGUGACAGAGCACAAACAGAGCAGGAAGACUUGGAAAUAAGGAUGGCUCUGCCCUCAUGUCAGCUGACCACUCAUAUGGUUCAGGAGACGGCCUUAUGAUCCUUUCUUCUUAUGACAGGUGUACACUUUCAGAUAUGUGUUUGUGAGAAAAAAGUUAUAUGUGUGCAGUUUGAAGAUAAGAGUGCUUCACUCUCUUGCACAAUGAGCUGUUCCAAAGUGAUUCUGUUUGACAAAAAAUCAGGUAGUUAAAGGUGGGGUAGGUAAGUUUGAGAAACCGGCUCGAGAUACACUUUUUGUUAUAUUCCAUGGAAUGCUCUUAACAUCCCGAUAGCAAUGAAUAUCUUAAGUGCUUUGACAACAAAUCCAUAAAAAAAUAUCAUCUGUGGAAGCCGUAGUACUGUAAAAAGUACGACCAAUCAUUUUAGCCGGCCCGGCUAAAAUAACUGGAUGGCCUACCUGCCUGUCAGCCUUCCAUCUGUGCACAAACUUAUCUCGUGCCCUCAUUGGUCAUGUGCGCGUUCGUGUGUGUUGGAGGAGGGGCUCUGUAAGGAAGUGGCAGAUUUUCUCCGGUUGUGUAUUUUCAAAUUCUAGCGAUCUCGAGCCGGUUUCUCAAACUUACCUACCCCACCUUUAAUAGAUAAUUAUGUAAAUUAUGUUAACAAGUUGUGUUAUUUUCAUAGUGAAAAUGGAGCCUUAAAAUCUCAAUAAGUUUAGGAGCAAAAUGUAAAAAGACUGAAAGGCACAACAGUAGUGUGGUAUUGUGUCUUUACAUGCAUUGGUUCAAUGCAAUAAGUUUCCUUCUAGCUGCUUUAGAGUGGACAAAAGCAAAGGUAUGUAUGAAUGUGAAUAUGUAUAAUUGUGUGUGUGUAUAAAUAUAUAUAUACACACAUAUAUAUAUAUAUAUAUAUAUAUAUAUAUAUAUAUAUAUAUAUAUAUAUAUAUAUAUAUAGCACUCUGGCACCAUGACACACCAUCUUUGCUCGGAUCUUAACACACAGCUUUGGGAGGUUGAGAUGAUCUUGUUGAGAAUAAGAUAUAAAAAAUAUUUUAGAUUGGUUCCUAGUUGCUCUUAAUACAUUACUUGCCAUAAUGUUAUUGGUAAAUCCUUGGCAUAAUGCUUGGCCAGUACAAAUAAUUCACAUUCAUUGACAUAACCAAGACCAAUAUGCUGCCCAUUAAAUGAAUUAGGAAAGCCAUGCCAUCUAUGAGAAAGAAGCAGUAUGUUUUACAUAACAAUGUAAAGCAUCAAAACUCAAGUUUAAUUUUUAAAAUACAGUACACAGUUUGUGUUCACAGUCACAGUAAUCAUGUCUCCAGCAGUCAUGACUGUCAGGAUAGGUUGACUCCAUGUUCUCUGAUGAGCUGGUAUUUACCCUGUAAGGUGUCUGCUUAGUAUUAUCUCAAUAAGUUCUACUGUAGGAUGACUAUCAACACGGAACCACAUGUGUUUAAACAUUUUUGUUGGUGCCUUUCUGUUCAUACUUCAGGUUGUUGUCUGUGCCAGUAUGCGAUUCAUUUGCUUAAUUGUUUCACUGUUAUCAUGUUUUUUGGAAUCACAGAAUUCUUGACCGACCCCAUUUUAGCAUUUGAGUUAUCCAUUUUUAUUGUAUUAGAAGAUAGGUGAUGUUUUGAGUCAGCCAUGUGGCUUACUAUGUUCAGUGCCAAACCAUUGUCACAUGUUUCCAAAGAACAUGUUUUUCAGUUCAUGGAAAGUCCAUAUGAAAUGCAAUAAUACAAAUGUUCUCCUACAUUUAGACAGUUGCGUUGGUCUACAUAUACACAUUGCUGGAGUUGCAAUUGUAUGUGAAGUAAAUGGCAGACCCAGUGUAGCAGUUUAAACAUGCCUGUACAAUCAUACUCGGAAAUACCUCAAUUAUUUAAAGCAUAUAGAAGAUGGAUUACUUUAAACUAUUGUUUUAACAACACAAAAUAUAUUUCAGAUCUUUUGUAAAUUUGUAUAAAUCAGAAUCAUAAUACAAUAUAAUAUAAAGCAACAUUUCAGAAGUUAAAAUAUGGAAUUCUAUAUGCAAGAACCAUGACAUUUUCCUUUUUUUUAAUGUCAAAACAGCAUCCCCUGCUACAUUAUUUGACACAGGGGGAAUGUUUUUCAGUGCUACAUCCCAUAUGCUGACUUUCACAAUCACGUUUCAAGACAUUUUAUUGGUUCUCAGUUUUUAUUAACAUGUUUUAAAGGACAUGCAAAUGUGUAAUGUAUUCAUAAUGCAUAGAGUUGUGAUAUACCUGAAAUUACUUGAAGUGUGUGCCUGUAAUGUUACCUUUAAUUAUGCCCAGAUAAAACCGCUUUAUAAUGUAGGGUAACAUCAUUUAAGUGCAGACAUUAGUAUUGAUAUUAUUGCUGAAGAUGAAGAUGUAUUUUCUAAACCUAGAAUGGGUGGAACACUGUGAUACUAAUUUACACCAACACACCCAAUAAAGCACAAUUAACACAGUCUUGAUAUUCCAACCGAAGCCAGCAGUUUUUGUUAAUUAACAGUAUUAUUCUGAUUUUAAUUUCACCAUUAUUACGUUUUCAUUCUCUAACAAUGAAUUAGUUUGGACUGCAAAAUUAAAUGAUUUUGUAUACAAUUUAUAAAAGAAAGAAAUCACACUUUGUAAGUUUUAUAAUUUGCAACAAUAAAUAUUGUUUUUAACAAUAUUUAUUAUGUUUGUUCUCCCAACCACAAGAAUUCUCUCUAUUAUGCAUUCCAAAAAAAGAAAAGAAAAACCCAAAGCAUUGACGUCAAGAUGACUCCACUGCUUUGGCUGUGCCUUCAUUUUUUAAAUGUUAUUUCUUGUGUCCUGAUUUAGUUUCCAUAAAUUAACAUGAUAUUGGCAUGAAUAUCAGCUCACUUCCAAACGUCUGUGGAGGAGUGGACCAAGUCCAGACAAAUAAGUGAAUGGUAAUGAUGUAUUCGCCCUUUGUCAUGAGACAAAAAAGAUGUACAAUUUAAUCUGCUGACAUGUUUCAUAGUUGUUUGGAUGUAUGACUAAUAGAUGUAUAAGUUUGAUGUACUUGAGUUGGGAUGAUAUUAAAAAAAUGACAAAUUCA
This is a messenger RNA of Trematomus bernacchii (emerald rockcod), 5653 nucleotides long. RefSeq names its product solute carrier family 5 member 6a (gene slc5a6a). The record is from RefSeq and is a predicted model, not a curated record. The transcript is spliced from 19 exons. Gene Ontology annotation, molecular function: sodium-dependent multivitamin transmembrane transporter activity. Bases 769 to 2703 code for a protein of 644 amino acids. Gene Ontology annotation, cellular component: membrane. NCBI's taxonomy places the organism in Eukaryota, Metazoa, Chordata, Actinopteri, Perciformes, Nototheniidae. Gene Ontology annotation, biological process: pantothenate transmembrane transport; biotin transport; sodium ion transport.